Messenger RNA from Halichondria panicea, 2429 nucleotides. Its product is annotated as EF-hand domain-containing family member C2-like. The coding region runs from base 121 to 2349 and encodes 742 amino acids. NCBI's taxonomy places the organism in Eukaryota, Metazoa, Porifera, Demospongiae, Suberitida, Halichondriidae. The record is from RefSeq and is a predicted model, not a curated record. Gene Ontology annotation, cellular component: mitotic spindle; microtubule; axoneme. Gene Ontology annotation, biological process: mitotic cytokinesis; regulation of neuron projection development; mitotic spindle organization. Gene Ontology annotation, molecular function: alpha-tubulin binding. The transcript has 15 exons.
UUAGAACCACGCCCAUUUGACUCUGGACCCAUCCUCUUGUCGCAUCUGUCGUCAUAGUAACUAUACAGGGAAAAAGCACAAAGACUGUUCAGCUCCCUGAUCCUAGCUCAUAAGCAAAGCAUGGCUCUGCCUUUUCUACCAGGGAACAGCUUCAACUCAAGUAUUGGCAAGUCUCACUUUCAUAAGUCUCAAGCGUUUGGUUUCAUUGGAGCUGGAGAAGUCCCUCGACUAGAGGGCAGCAAGCCAGGCAUUGGAGGAAAGCUACUCCUAGGCCAAUCUACAGCACAGAACUUGAGUGUGUACCCUAAAGGUCUGGGAGGAGAUAAGCCAGCAUGGGUGGCCUUUGACAAACAGGUGUUGCGUUUCUUUGCGUACUUCCAAGAGGCUGUUCAAGAGAGUCGAGUGGAGCAGUAUCGUGUGCGUUCUAGUGUCAUCUUGUUCUAUCUGGAGGACGACACCAUCCAGGUUAACGAGCCUAAGAUAGAGAACUCUGGAAUGCCACAAGGCACUUUGAUUCGUCGUCACCGUGUUCCCCUACCUGCACCAAACGAUGAGCGCUUCUACAGAGUGGAGGAUAUGAAUGUGGGCAAGGACAUUGUUCUCCAUGGAAAAAUCUUCAGAAUUACUGACUGCGAUGAAUUCACGAGGAAUUUUCUCCGAAAACUUGGUGUCCGUAUUCCUCCGUCUGAGACCACACCCAAAGACCCCUACACCAUGCAUCAAGGGGAGAAAUCAGCCACCAUGCAGCCAUUCCGGCCCUAUGACAAGGUGGACAAUCUGAGACAGUUCCUGGAUCAUGACAGAGAGGUGCUGAAAUUCUUCUGCUAUUGGGACGACAGUGACACUAUGUUUGGAGACAUGCGGGAGAUGGAGCUCCACUAUUUCCUAGCGGAUGACACCAUUGAAGUUGUUGAGAAGAUCCCGCCCAACUCUGGUCGUGAUGCCGUCCCUAUGUUCCUCAGACGCUCCAAGCUCCAUAAGACCUUGAUACCGCUCCAGCUGCCAGGUGUAGUGGCCAACAGGACUGUGCUGAAUGUGUUUGGCCCAAUGGGUCAUGGAGGUAGAUACCUCCUCGACUCGCUCAAGACUGGUGCUGUUGAGAGAGAGCACUACCAUGAGAGUGAUCUGACCAUCGGAGCUGUCAUCAACGUGUGGGGGAGGAAGCUACUGCUCUGUAACUGCGACGAAUUCACCAAGGAGUUCUACAACAGCAAGUACAACAUUGUCAACUUUGAGAGCAUCACACUGUCCCAGCCUUCAGUAACAGAGGUAAAGAGACAGCUUCCUCCCUACAAUGGGUUUGGAUCAGAGGUAGACUCCCAAGCCUCCUGUCUCAAUCUCAUUCCAAAACAACCCAAACAGGACUUCAAGAAGUUCAUAGACAAGGAUCGUGAUGGUCUGAACAGCAACGUACUGCGAUUUGUGGGCAAACUGGACACCACUCGUCCUAUUGACAUGGACAGACGAUUCAUUGUAUUCUAUCACCUCUCCGAUGACACCUUCACAGUGUUUGAACCUCCUCAGAGAAACUCCGGCAUUAUUGGUGGCAAGUUUCUCGAACGAGGUCCCAUAGCCAAGCCCAAGAGGUCGGAGUCAGACCCCACCAGUCACUACCAGGCAGAGGACCUGUACAUUGGCAGCAGGGUCGAGUUCAACAAACACAAAUUUGUGUUCAUCGAUGCUGAUGAGUAUGCACUGAGGUACAUGGAGAAACACAGCGAUCAGUUCCCUCAUGCGAAUAUCUCCCUGAUCCUAUCCAAACUGAGGGGUCCAGCAGCCUCAUACAUUCAACAUGUGGAGGACGCUUUCGCUGGUGCUGAUAUUGACAACAAAAAACAGCUACCAUUCGACAAAUUUAGAGUUGUGGCGCUGAGUUUGGCUCAAGGGAUGCUCAACGACCACGAGCUGAUGACACUGGCACGACACUACGGAGACAAGGUCUACCCUCUCCUCUCUUCACUCAUACGUAUUAUACAGAAGGACCUCAAACUGCGUAACUUCACUGGAUUCUCACAACUGCUCGCAGCCCUCAAGUCAUGUGAUAAGUAUGACGAGGGGUUUGUCAGCAAAGAGAAGCUGAGACAUGUGUGCCAUACCAUAGGGUUACCACUGUCUGAUCAGCUUGUUGAUGGAGCUGUCAUGAAUUGUGGAAGCAAGUUUGGGGGGCCUAUUGACUACAACCAGUUUGUGCAACUCCUCAACUGGAAGGACCACCCUCUCCCAGUCGAAACUGGAACCAAAGUUGCUGCUGGCACGUCUGGUUCAUGGAGCGCCAGUGUAGAGGGAUGGACAAGCACACUUGGACCCAUUCAUUACAAUGCUCUCAUCGAGGACCUUAAGACACACUGACACUGACUCAUAAUUAUUAGCAAUAGUUACAUAGGACAAGUUUUUAUGCUCUUUUCAUGCAGUGUAAUUGUUUACAAUCA